Blepharisma stoltei is the source of this 276-nucleotide messenger RNA. The record is from the annotation of a GenBank genome assembly. NCBI's taxonomy places the organism in Eukaryota, Ciliophora, Heterotrichea, Heterotrichida, Blepharismidae.
AUGGAAGUUGGAAAUGAGCUCAACAAAAAUCUUGAAGAAGUACAAGAAAAAGAUAAGCAGGCUGAAUCAGUUGAAAAUUUGACAGAAAAUAAAAGAGAUCUUAUUGAAAACUCUACAAAUCUUGAGGAAGUAAAAGCUAAUGAGAGCCAAAAUCCUAUUCGUAAACCAAAAGUUAUUAAAGGUAAAAGGAAGGUCGAAAAUAAGGAGGAAUAUAAAUGCGAUGAGCAAACUCACUCAGACAGCCACUGUCCUACUAAAGUAACAGUCUUUUGGUAA